CCUAAAUGGGUCAAAAUCUAAGACAAGGCUUACUGUCCAAAUGAAUGGGAACUGGACUCUCUAUCAUGGGGGACUCUUUGUCACAUUACACUGGCCUCACCAAGGUAUAUCAAUUCUCAUUAUUAUUUACACAAUACAUUACGGAACACCCUAAUCUAAUGGAUUCUAAGUUAAAUUUUUAUCUGAAUUUGAAUCAUUAUUAUUAUUCAAAAUCAUUUUUAGGUCCGACUUACGAAGACUAGUCAUUUUGCAAGAUGUGAAGACAGGGAUACAUAUGUUUCUGGGCAUUUACAAUUUCGUGCAGAAAGUCAAAAAAUAUUUUGCAAAAAAAUUGUACUAAUCUGAAGUUUAUAUUUUAAUUGGAGGGUGACACUACUGCCAGUUUAUCUUUCUAAAUAUUUUACUGACAUCAGUUGAAUGGAAUUUUUUUUUUCUUACAGUGUCUGCAAAACAAGUUGAAAUCGAUGCAGGCCCAUUACAUAAAGUGUUAAUUACUUCCGACAAAAUUUGCACACCUAACCCUUUGACAUUCAUUAACUUAAUAUGUUAAAGAAAUUAUGAAAUAUAUGAAUUCAUUCCGGAAGUUCACAGUCAGGUUAGACCAUGGCAGGAAGCUAACGAGACAGUGUUUCCAGACAGUGUAAAACAACCCAGACAAAAUUUCCAACAUUUCUUGAAGUCUUUCAAAACUGUAUUCACUAGGUGUAACAAUCUAUGCAAAAGUUGUAAGAUCAGAGUGAUCAAAAUAAAAACACACAAUUGCAGUGUCAAUGUCUGACAAUUACAAUGUAUGUAAAUAAAUAAAUAUAUAAAUAAAUAUAUUUGAGUUCCAAUUUAAAAGUGUAAACAAAGCACAACUCCAGGCACCAAUGUAACCAGUACAUGACACAAACAAACAUCACUUUUACUCAAAUCAGUGACAAACAACUCUUGGCAUUAGAACAAUAAUCUCCAUUCCUCAUCCCUCCACCUUAUCCAUAUCACUGUUCUCCAUCAGCACCAAGGGACUGGCAAAAUUUUAAUGACACUCCUGAUUGCAAUCAAGUAGAGUCCAACCAGGGUUACCUGUCCCCAGGUAAACAAUAGGUGACACUCUUAAUUGCAGGGUUAAGCUGGUUACCUGGGCAGGGUGUACCACACCUAUCUGUGCAAAACUCAGGUGAGCAAUUAUAGUCACUCUUGAUUGCAAUCAAGACAAUUUACCUAGGCUACCUGGCUACAGGUAAACAAUACCUGAUCCCCCUCUUAACUGGAUGGGUGAACUUUUUACCUGGAACUUGUUAACAACUAAGUUAGGUGCUAAUCAACUGUGUCACAAACACUCCUGCCAACUUUGUAUUAAAAUCCAAUCAACCAAUCACUGGUAACAGUCCAAAGUCAACUUGACAGGGUGGCCAAUCAUAGGUGUGGAGACAAAGUGGCAGCUGGCAGGUUGUUGGCAUGUUAUAAAAGGGGAAGCCCCAUGGCAUGUGUGACAUUUCUGGUGUCAACCUGCCAGCAUCAAGUGUCAGCCUCUGUGUCAGGAACCAAGAAGUUAUUGUUGUGGAAACAAGAUACACUGCCAUCAAGUACAAGGUGCCAGCAGUGCCAGUCUCAACUGCUAAGAAGUGUCAACUGCCAAAAAUAGUGUCAACUUCCCCAAAUGGAGAGCAAGCUGAAGACACCUGUUUGUGACAACUCAGAGGUUACAUCGGACCAUGCGCCAGGUCUCUAUUCCUGCCGUCAAACAGAUUCCUCCAUGACGCCUAGUUCACCAAGCACCGAGCAGUCCGUCGGGCAUUUCUCUUAUCCGUCACUUACCCGAGAGGCACCAGGAGCAAGCGUAGGCACUGGGGCGGACUACAUGGCUUUAUACAACUUGCUGCAACAAGAGUGCUACUCCACCAACGUGCCCUCCAGCCUUCUCUGCAGCCUCCCCCGUCCGACACAAGUCCCCAUCAAAACACGAGCGUCGUUUCUGGAGCUGCAGUUCAUGCGUCUCCAGUUCAAAGCCAGGGAUCAGGUGAGAGACUUACGCAGUGUGUAUCUGGAUCAACGACAUCAGCUGGAUGGGGAACGUCGUCAGGCUCUAGCAUCCGUCACCAGUGCUGGCUCCGACCCUGUUAAACAAGCUAUCAAUCAUCAUUACGAUACGAUUGAAUACCAGCUGGUGGAGCGUGUGCAGAAGAGUCUACAGCUACUAGAGCAGUUCGUCUCUCAGAGGACAGACACGGAACACUCAAAUCUUCUGACUGUCACUUGUGACGCAGACUUUGCACGCAGCCACGAAAGUCCCAUUUCACCUGAAGCGCCAUCUAUACCAGAGACCUACAAAGCACCUGUUCCGAACAAUCGUGAAAAUUGCGACAAUUUUACAAGUCCCAUGACCACAUCUCCUCCAUCUUGUGGUAGCACAGUCGUCUCCUCAACAGUCACAUUGACUCAGCGGAAACCCAAGGGAAAAUGUCGCCCAGCUCCAUACAUUCCACGUCCAAGUAACCAAAGUUUUUUCACAAGCCCACUUCGAAAAUGGCUGUCUGAGAAUGGAUACAACCUAUUUCCUAGCCACAAGGUCAUUACGGAGCUGUCUCUCACGACGGGUCUGACUGUCACUCAGGUUACACGGUGGUUUGAGAACCAGAGGGCAAGACUUGCUAAAAGGGCAGCAAACUUAUCAUGAACUUGUCACAAUCUAGAACUGUUUGUAUGAUCACAACUUUACAGUUGCCAAACAAGCCUCAUACUUCUCUUGAAGUGAAACUGUUUGUACUAUCAGAAUACAAUACUGCCUAAGACACUUUAUUCUUUUCAUGAACUAGGAUCGUUAGUAGUCAGAAUGUGAUAUUGUACUUGCCAAAUAACAACCUCUGUUAAUAGCCAAUAGAACCCCUUACAAAGUAAAUGAUGUACUUCAAAAGAAUAUUAAAUGUAAACUUGUGUCUAAUUAUGUAAAUAUUGUAAAUAUUUUUGUAUCAGUGUGUGCAAAAUUGGAACUAUCUGUACAUUUAUCUGCCUAAGCAUGUAAAAUGAAUCUUGUUCAGAGGUUUGAUUUCAGUAAUAAUACUGUUAUACAAUUUUUCAUUUCCAAAUCUCAUACUCUGUCAAUCUUAAUGGUAGCUUAGUCUUUUCUCCAGAAAGUUUGUCAAAUGUACCACUGGUUGCAUAACAUAAUAUUUCACUUAUCAUUGUGACUAAUUAUUUAUUCUAUGGUAUAUACAGCUGAGGUCUCAUGUCUGCCAAAUGUUGCAUGCACAUCUUGUGUAAUUGUUUCUAUGUUACAGUAUUAAAACAAUAUAUCAUCAAAUGCCUUUUUUCUUGGUGCACAUUCUUUACCAAAUACUUGAUGAUAAGUAUUUGUGCUUGCAGAUAUUUAGUAGACUUAUAGAGAGUUUUCCCAGUCAAAAAACUAUAUCCCUACUGGUCACUUUCUGAAUUUUCAACACCAGGAGAAGUCACAUGUCCAUAUGUGACUUAAAAGUUUAUGGAAAGUGGAAUUAACUUGAUUCUAGGAUGAGACUAACAUCUUAAGAUAAUUCACAAAUGAGCUUUUAGAUGCCAGUCAACAUUCAAUUAGCAUUCUCAAACUACAAUAACUAUGACAAGCUAUCUGUGCAGAGCACAACGAACCCCAUUACAUCCUUUCAUAUCACCUACUUCAGGUUGAAAUAAUCCAAAAUAUUGUUUAAAUAAUUCUGUGACAACAACAUGUUAACAUGGAUGAAAGUUGUAGAAACUGUAAAGCCUGAUGAUAUAACUUGCAAUUUCUCAUUGGAUUUAGACCACUUCAAAAAUGAAAAAAAAAAAUCAAAAUGAGGGCUGAAAAUCCUGAAAUCAGGCAUCAUCCUAAAAACUCUCACCCAUGUUUAGUACAACACAGCAAAACAUAUACAUCAGGGUCUUUCUUUGUUUCCCUGCCUCUUUGAGAGGAGUUCACAAUUCCUAAUAUGACAUC
Molecule: messenger RNA, 3931 nt
Organism: Lingula anatina
Lineage: Eukaryota; Metazoa; Brachiopoda; Lingulata; Lingulida; Lingulidae
Biological process (GO): regulation of DNA-templated transcription
Molecular function (GO): DNA binding
Source: RefSeq, a predicted model, not a curated record